AGCUCUCUUGCUUUCUCAACUACAGCUCCCAGCGUUCCCUUACAAGCAAUGUUGUCGCGGGGUAUGCUGGAACUUGUAGUCUCACAAGAGUAAGAGCCUUUUCCAGUCACCUGGAAAUAAUAGUAACAUGAGUUGCGCCCCCCCCCCCCAGCUACUCUGCCAUUGUGGUUGAAGCUCCCUUAUCAGAGUUACCUUAAAGGUUACUUAGCAACCUCAUAACAAGAUCUUGAAUGGGUCUUAACAAUGGCUCUGGCAACUGAGGGGUUAAGUUGACGUGUUUUUCCCAGGGACGGCCUUAUAAGGCCAAAACCACGGGGAGGGGGGUUACCGGGAGUAAGGAGACGGAUCCGGUUCUUGUGUAGCACAUGAAGAAACGGUUUUGGGCCGAGACCCAGGGGCAGUGUUGUGAAAGCGGCGAAUAUGGAGGGACAAAGGCAUAUAGAAAUGGCUCAGGAGACAAACCAAACUCCAGGACCAAUGCUGUGCAAUACAGGAUGUGGUUUUUAUGGGAAUCCUAGAACAAAUGGAAUGUGCUCGGUUUGCUAUAAAGAACACCUUCAAAGACAGAACAGUGGCAGAAUCAGUCCAAUGGGGGCUGCCAGUGGUUCAAAUAGUCCAUCUACAGAAUCUGCAUCUAUACAGAGAGUAGAAACUUCCUUGAACUGUGAAGGCGCUGCAGCCGGUCUCUCUGAUAAAUCAAGAAAUACACCCAUUGCUUCAUUGCCUGUAACUCAACAAAUGACAGAAAUGAGCAUUUCAAGAGAAGACCAUGUUGCCUCUCCCAAGACUGAGACAUCUGAGCCUGUUGUCACUCAGCCAAGCCCUUCAGUAGCCCAACCGAGUACUUCUCUGAAUGAGGAAAAGGAACCAGAGCUUCCAAAGCCAAAGAAAAACAGAUGUUUUAUGUGCAGGAAGAAGAUUGGCCUUACAGGUUUUGACUGCCGUUGUGGGAAUCUCUUCUGUGGACUUCAUCGUUAUUCCGACAAGCACAACUGUCCAUACGAUUACAAAGCAGAGGCCGCUGCAAAAAUAAGAAAAGAAAACCCUGUUGUGGUGGCAGAAAAAAUACAGAGAAUAUAAACAAUGAUACAUUUUUUGAAGACAGACUAUUAUAUUUUUUUCUGGGUUUCUGAUUUUAAUAUAUCCUAGGGAAAUAUGAAAGAGCAGAUGCAUGUCCAUUUUUUUUCCUUCUGAUGUUAUCCACAGUUUCUUUUUGUGAUGUUUCUCUUCCCACCCCCAUCUUAUCUUGAACUUAAAGAAUGUUUGGGUGUUUGUUACAGACAAAAUUGGAUGAAUACAUACAGAAGCACCUGAGCCCAAAUUACGUGGAUUGUCAGCAUUGGAAUAAGCUUUACAAUUAUUGCAUAUCUGGUGUUAUGUUAACAAGCGAAUGUGCCAAAAAAAAAAACAACUGUAGGCUUCCAUUCUGCAUGCCUUCACCUUAUCCUCUGCUUGUAAUAACAAUUUGGCAGCUGGCUUAGGAAUGUGUUGAAAGGGAGGUCCUAAUACACCUGGAUAAACCAGAUCAUGAACCUUCUCCCGUGUCCUAGUUUACUCGAACAUUAACUGUACUGUAUGGACUGUAUAAGACUGUUUUGCAGUAGGAUGUUCCUAAUAAUAGUCAUUUCAAAAACUGUUUUGUAAAACUCUUUGCAUGCUAUAUAAGGGGACCGCCAACUUUUACAUUUUCUGAAUUGCGGAACUUUGAAUUGGUCCAAACCAUAGCACUGCCAAGUAACAGUCCAGCAACUGCACCAGGUAACCCAGGAAAUAAAUAGGAUCCUUAAUACAUGUCGUGACAUGAAGCUUCUCCAGCCGUUGCUCAGCUGGUGCUUUGAAACAGAACUUGCAAUACUUUGCUGUGUGGCCUAUAAAAAUAUGCAAUAUUUUACUGAAAUAAUAAAUGGCUGCCCAUUUUUAACUUGUUCAGUGUCCUAAGACACUAAGGUUAAUCAUGAGCUGUUUUUUGUAGAGCUUUAUGGGCUUCACACAUUUGCACAAGGAGUAUGUAGUCAUUUUUGUGUCGCUCGUGUGCAGGGGAUGUUCAUUGUACUAAUCCAUGCAUUGUACAGAGGUUUUAUCUGUGCCACAAGUGAAAUACUAAGGAUCCCUUAAAUUAUGCCAUCUCCUACGUUGGUGUUCUUUUACAACAUACUUUUCUGUUACCACAUUGUCUCUCUUUUGCUGUGCCUUUUUCCCUUGUCUUUGGCCAAUGAGAGAUGUUCCAAUAGUAAUUUCCAUGUUUUGGCAAAAUAUACAGCAGUGUUUUUACAGGUCAGGUGACAUCGCCAAUUGUAAGAAGCAACCAGUAGCAGUUCUCUGGGAUUGGGCUUCAUUUCUGGUAUUCUUGUCUUAAUAGUAUGUGUGAGUUUGUUUAGAUGUAAUGGGGUGUGUGUGUGGGUUUUUUUUUUUUUUUUUUUUUUUAACUUCCUCCCCCUUUCCUCUAAUUUUGUGAGGUAUUCAAGAAAAUGGCUUUUUGACCAUUGAUAUUGAGGUUUUACAAUGUGAUUCAGUUGCACAGAUUUGCAUGUAAACGCUACCUUACAUGGCUGCUGAUUGAUUUUGGGUCCGUUUGAUUACUUCCAUGAGUGGUACCAGGAACCACACGCAGAGGGCUGCUCAACUCUUCUCAGUUUAACUUGGGUUUAGAACUUUCUUUUGGAACCUUCUUGGUUGUAUUGCAUGGGCUGCAGUAUAUACAGCUUUGUACAAAAACAACUCUACAAAAGGCAGUAUACUUCACUGAUGCUUGUCUGGUAAUAUCACUUCUGUGUUCUAAUGGAAGGUUUUCUUAUUACGGAACUUUUUAACGCUUUUGUUUUCCAUUUUAGAUGAUCGAGUUCAAUUUUUAGACUAGGAGUUGUGAUAAUCCUGUUCUCGUCUGUAAAUAGAUCUAUAUGUUCACUCACUUUAAGCUUUUACUUUGUGUGUUCUGUCUCUAGUUUAUUCUUCACUUUCCAAGCGUCCGUUUUUUGUUUUGUUUUUCUUUGCUUUAAACCUUGUAUUUCUUUUAUGAGUUAAUUAGAUAUGCAAAUGUGUACAGAUAGUUAAUAUUUAUGUAUUGCACAUAAUCAUGCUAUUCAGCAUUUAUGCUAUAUUGUAUUAUGUAAAUAAUAAAAUUAUGUACAGUG
Molecule: messenger RNA, 3131 nt
Organism: Xenopus laevis (African clawed frog)
Lineage: Eukaryota; Metazoa; Chordata; Amphibia; Anura; Pipidae
Gene: zfand5.S
Product: zinc finger AN1-type containing 5 S homeolog
Exons: 6
Coding region: 421-1080 (219 amino acids)
Molecular function (GO): zinc ion binding; DNA binding
Source: RefSeq, a predicted model, not a curated record